AAUCACCAUUCAGAAGGGUGCAAUCCAUAGUGCAUCCUCGAGAAUAAAGGAUGGUUAAUGGAAGUAUAAUGAAAUUGCCCGAAGACUUAGUGUUCUAUAUACUAUUAAGAUGUCCGGUGAAAUCUCUCAUGCGAUUCAAAGGCAUAUCUAAAGCUUGGUACAAUUUCAUACAAUCCGCCACUUUUAUAAAUCUUCAUCUCAACCGCAUAACAACCAUAGAAGACGAAUUCAUUCUGUUCAAGUACUCCAUCAAAGAAGAACCAGAAGAAUUUAAAAAUGUAUUGUCUUUUCUUUCUGGUCAUAAUGAUGCUCUUAACCCUCUUUUUCCAGAUAUAGACGUGUCAUAUAUGACCUCCAAUUGUAGUUGUACUUUUUUCCCACUCAUCGGUCCUUGUAAUGGUUUGAUUGCUUUGACAGAUUCCAUUACCAUCAUCUUAAUUAAUCCGGCUACUAGAAAUUUCAGAUUGCUCCCACCUAGCCCUUUUGGUUGUCCCAAAGGUUUCCAUCGUUCUGUUGAAGAGUUUGGGCUUGGGUUUGACUCGAUUGCGAAUGACUAUAAGGUUGUUAGGCUUUCUGAAGUGUUUUGGGAUCCUCCUAAUGAUUAUCCUGGUCCUAAAGAGAGUAAAGUUGAUAUGUAUGAUUUGAGCAUUGAUUCUUGGAGAGAACUGGAUUAUGAACAGUUGCCAUUGAUUUAUUGGGUGCCUUGUGCUGAGACAUUUUACAAGGAAGCGGUUCAUUGGUUUGCAACUAUAGAUUUGUCUAUGGUGAUUCUUUGUUUUGACGUGUGCACUGAGACUUUUCGUAAUAUGAAAAUGCCCCAUACUUUUAUUUUUGACAACGAGCAAUAUUGUGGUCUUGUAAUCUUAAGUGAGUCUCUAACAUUGAUUUGUUACCCGAACCCAAUAUCUAUUGAUCAAAUACAAGAACUAACGCACAUUUGGGUGAUGAAGGAGUACGGUGUAAGCGAGUCUUGGAUUUUGAAAGACACAAUUAGGCCUCCUCCUAUUGAAUCUCCGUUAGAUGUUUGGAAGAAUAAUUUAUUGCUGUUUGAAAGCAAAAGCGGACUUUUGAUUUCCUAUAAUCUUAAUUCCGAUGAAGUAAAGGAACUCAAAUUAAAUGGUUUUCCUGGAAGUUUGAGUGUUAAAGUUUACAAGGAAUCCUUAACUUCAAUCCCAAGAGGGUUAAAAUUAUAGAGACGAUUUAUUGUUUCAAAUUUGAUGAAUUAGCACCUAAAUUUUGACAACUUUUUUUCCCGAAGAUUUUAAUUAUAUUGUUGUAAA
This is a messenger RNA of Nicotiana tabacum (common tobacco), 1280 nucleotides long. Its product is annotated as F-box protein CPR1-like. Gene Ontology annotation, molecular function: protein binding. The record is from RefSeq and is a predicted model, not a curated record. Lineage: Eukaryota; Viridiplantae; Streptophyta; Magnoliopsida; Solanales; Solanaceae.